Messenger RNA from Suricata suricatta (meerkat), 1918 nucleotides. It is a transcript of the gene PGD, whose product is annotated as phosphogluconate dehydrogenase. The coding region runs from base 102 to 1553 and encodes 483 amino acids. Gene Ontology annotation, biological process: pentose-phosphate shunt, oxidative branch; pentose-phosphate shunt. Gene Ontology annotation, cellular component: cytosol. Gene Ontology annotation, molecular function: phosphogluconate dehydrogenase (decarboxylating) activity; NADP binding. Lineage: Eukaryota; Metazoa; Chordata; Mammalia; Carnivora; Herpestidae. The transcript is spliced from 13 exons. The record is from RefSeq and is a predicted model, not a curated record.
CCUGGGGGCCGGAGCCAGAGCGGGACUCUUCCUCGGUCGCACAUCCUCGCGCUCUCAACUCUUCGGUUCUGUCCGCUUCUGCCCAGACCGCUGCCGCCGCCAUGGCCCAAGCUGAUAUUGCACUGAUUGGACUGGCCGUCAUGGGCCAGAACUUGAUUUUGAACAUGAAUGACCACGGCUUCGUGGUUUGUGCUUUUAAUCGGACGGUUUCCAAAGUCGACGAUUUCUUGGCCAAUGAGGCAAAGGGAACCAAAGUGCUGGGCGCGCACUCCCUGGAGGAGAUGGUGUCCAUGCUGAAGAAGCCGCGGCGGGUCAUCCUGCUGGUGAAGGCCGGCAGCGCCGUCGAUGACUUCAUCGAAAAACUGGUACCAUUGUUGGACGCUGGUGACAUCAUCAUUGAUGGAGGAAAUUCUGAAUACAGGGAUACCACAAGACGAUGCCGAACCCUGAAGGCCAAGGGCAUCCUGUUUGUGGGCAGCGGAGUCAGUGGCGGCGAGGAAGGGGCCCGCUACGGCCCCUCCCUUAUGCCCGGAGGGGACAAAGAAGCCUGGCCCCACAUCAAGACAAUCUUCCAAGGCAUCGCUGCAAAAGUAGGAACCGGGGAGCCGUGCUGUGACUGGGUGGGGGAAGAAGGCGCGGGACACUUUGUGAAGAUGGUGCACAACGGGAUAGAGUACGGGGACAUGCAGCUCAUCUGCGAGGCCUACCACCUGAUGAAGGACGUGCUGGGCAUGGGGCACGACGAGAUGGCCAAGGCGUUUGAGGAGUGGAAUAAGACCGAGCUCGACUCGUUCCUGAUCGAAAUCACGGCCAAUAUCCUCAAAUUCCAAGACAGUGACGGCAAACACCUGCUGCCUAAGAUCAGGGACAGCGCCGGGCAGAAGGGCACGGGGAAGUGGACAGCCAUCUCCGCCCUGGAGUACGGCGUUCCUGUCACCCUCAUCGGCGAGGCAGUUUUUGCUCGAUGCUUAUCAUCUCUGAAGGACGAGAGGGUUCAGGCCAGCCAGAAGCUGAAGGGUCCCCAAAAGAUCCAGUUCGAAGGUGAUAAGAAAUCAUUCCUGGAGGACAUCCGGAAGGCCCUGUACGCUUCCAAGAUCAUCUCGUACGCGCAAGGCUUUAUGCUGCUCAGACAGGCCGCCACGGAGUUUGGCUGGACCCUCAACUAUGGUGGCAUCGCCCUGAUGUGGCGGGGGGGCUGCAUCAUCCGGAGCGUGUUCCUCGGAAAGAUAAAGGAUGCGUUUGAUCGGAACCCGCAGCUUCAGAAUCUGCUGCUGGAUGACUUUUUUAAGUCUGCUGUUGAAAAGUGCCAGGACUCCUGGCGGCGGACGGUGAGCACCGGCGUCCGGGCGGGCAUCCCCAUGCCCUGCUUCACCACCGCCCUCUCCUUCUACGACGGCUACAGACACGAGAUGCUGCCUGCCAACCUCAUCCAGGCCCAGCGGGACUACUUCGGGGCUCACACGUACGAACUGCUAGCCAGCCCCGGGCGGUUCAUCCACACCAACUGGACAGGCCACGGCGGCAGCGUGUCGUCCUCCUCCUACAACGCCUGACCACUGGUCGCCCGCACGGUUCCACAGACCGGGGCGCCCCACUCCACACGACUCCGCUCACGCAGCCCCCGCCCCACCUCUGCGCAGACCUUUUGUAAUCAAGUCUCGUCAGAGGCUCCUGAAAAGUCAGGGUCUUUGAGACCCGCCGUGCCCUCGGCCCCUGCCCCUCGGGCGACCCGGAGGCGACCAUGUGCGCCGUAGCGCGAGUCAGCUCCUCGCGUCCCCCGUGGCCGGAGGCAGCGGCAGUCUCCCGGUAGAGGCACAUGUAGAUGCGAAGGGUUUCUGCGGAACCUGCUCAAACUGGAACCUUCCUAUCACGUAGAAUUCCCGUUUUUCUCUACUUAAUAAAAGGUACAUUCUAUUGA